CGGUGCUUUGGUAAAAACCCAAUAAACACCCAUAAACUCCCAUAAUCACCCAAAAAAAUAGGUUUUUACGUAUUUUUUUGAAAAUAUGUAAGUAAUACCAAUAAAUUAUUUUUAUAAAUUGUAUUGAUCAAUUCUACAAUAUUAAAUAAAACGUUAACUAAUAAUAUUUCAGGAAAUUUUAAAAAUCUAUAUAUAAUAAAAUGAAAGUAAUUAAUUUUCAGUGUUUUCAUGUUGCAGUUGAUCAACAUGUUGGCCUUUUGCUUCCCGUAGAUACUUUAAAAUUUCUUCAUAACACCUCGUUCGCACACAUGGCCGUAUAUAUUUAAAUUCUUGAGCCACUAACAGUCCGAAAUACUCAUUUCUUUUAUCCUCUUCUCCAUAAAUUAAGCAUUUAGAACAGUUUGUUUCUUCUUUCAGUAAAUUUUCUUUUACUUUAUCCUCGUUUUUUUCUUUGUUGCGACGACGCUGGGUAAAUCAUCUGGACACUGGGUCUCACUAUCGCCAAAUAUAUUUGGAGAUCGGCUUCGGCUACGGCUUGGCAGACAUUUUUUUCUUUCUACAAUUUUAAAUUAAAUUUAUUAGAAUAAAUGCUUCGAACACACGCGAUCUAAGUACCUUUUGUGUUUAUUAUACCUUACCUACCUAGGUAUAAAAAGAGUACUUACGUAGAUUUUCUUUUAUUAACUGUUUUAUACGAAGAUCUUGAUCUCUCAAAUUAGCAUCCAUUUUACUUCCAGUGAUUAUCAACUAAAUUAAUAAUCCACAAAGUAUUAAAUAACGUUUUUAUGAAAUAUUUAGCACAAAAACAAUACCCUUUAAAUAUCGAUCGUCAGUAACUGUGGCUGACUUACCUAUAUUCUAGCAAGCAGGACUGCCAGAUGUGAAGGGGAAAUCCCCAAUAAAUUGUUGCAUGUGACUGAUGAUGUGAGCAUGUUCGUUUCAUAAUAAAAAUGUUGCCAGGUAACCAAAAAGUCGUAUGUUUUUGUGCGAAUUACGAUCAUAAUCUUUACGAUCGUACAUUAAAAAAUAGACAAAUAAUAGUAUGAGUACGAUUUAAAUCGUAUAUCUGUCAACCCUGCUAGCAAGACAGCGACAAAAUCACGUUGCAUAACAAUGUAGCCCAAGCUUAUAUCUUAUGAAAUAUACGGAAGAGAUACGGACUUAGAAAAAACAGAAAUGUUGUUCUUUGUGGAAGUCAUUGAUGAAAUUCUAUGUAUUUUAGCCCGCAAACUUUCUUCAAACAAAAACAGCGCCAUCUAGUAUCGAGUUCUGUAAUUAUCUCUUUGUUUAUGGAUUUGAAGUAAGACCGCCACGCAUGCAAUACAUUAUGACUGGGGAUUCCCCUAUUCGUCGACGCUGAAUAUGAGGCGACGACAAUCACUGUCAAACGUGUUCACUAUUACUCUGACUCUGGUAACGUGACUUCCUGGUAACGUGUUAGGUAGGAAAAGCAGUAAAAAAGUGCAUAUUAAGGGAGCAGAUUUGAAAUAAUAUUUAUACUUAACAAGAAAUAAUUAAAGGUUCAAUGGGGAGACCUAAAGAUUUACGCAUAUGGGAGCACUACCGUACUUUACCAAACAAGUCUGUUUCUUGCAAGCUUUGUAAUAAGGUCUACAAAUUCAGUAAUGCUGCCAAAAUGCUUCAACAUCUUAUCACUUGUCCAAAAUCUCCAGAAACAUUAAAAGACUCUAUGAAACUUAUAAAAGAUAGCUCGUCCAAAACCAAAAUGUCUGGACUGUCAGAGAUAGAGACAAAUGAUUCUUUUAUAAGCCCCUCGUCGUCUGCUAACACUACAAUAAAUGCUGAGUUUCAAGACACCGAUGAUCAUAUAAAAACAGAAUUAGCGAGAGCUAUAUUUGUAACAGGGACGCCAUUAUCGAUGGUGCAACAUCCUUUAUGGAUACAAUUUUUCGAAAAAUUGCAACCAAAAUUUAAAAUACCUUCACGUCAAGCUUUAGCGACAAAAUACUUAGAUAAAAUAUAUAGAGAAAUGCGUUUUGAGUUAAAUGAGGAACUAAAUGCUUGUAGUUACUUACACCUUCAGUGCGAUGGCUGGUCUAAUUUAAGAAAUGAAGGAAUAAUAAACUUUCUUAUAUCAAAACCUCAACCUGCAUACGUUAAAAGUUUGAAUACAGAAAGUAAUCCUCACACUAGUGAAUACCUUAGCCAAGAAGUUGAAAAAGUAAUGAAAGUGUAUGGAGUAAAUAAGUUUCUUGUACUUAUUGGCGAUAACGCUAGAAAUAUACAAAAGGCAUUCGAAUUAACAAAACUCAAAUAUCCACAUGUUGUUCCUCUCGGUUGCUGUGCACAUAUCCUUAACUUGUUGUGCCAAGAUAUUGUAAAGAUACAAGAAGUAACUGUGUUUAUUAUGCAAGCCAUAAAUAUAAUAAAAACUGUUAAAAGGAGUCAACGAUUAAGUUCCUUGUUGAUAAAAUCAAGGCAGGGUGAAGAUUCUACACAAACACUAAAAUUGCCUUGUGCUACAAGAUGGGGAAGUCAUGUUACUUCGUUAAAAAGUUUGAAAGCAAAUAAGAUAGCUUUGCAAAUAUUAACAGUUAGAGAAGAUGUGGUAAUUUCAAGAGAUAUUAAAGAUUUAAUUCUAAGUGAUGAUUUCUGGACGAAGACAGGGGAAUGUAUAAGUAUUUUGGAACCAGUCACUGAAAGCAUAUUUUACUUAGAGAGCGACCAGAAUCGUUUGCAUCGCACAUACAUUACAUUUAGAGAUGUACAAGCUAAGAUACGUUUUGCAUUAAAUGAGAUUUCGACAUUGAGCGAAGAAAGCAAACAGCAGAUUCUAACAUCAGUAUCUUCAAGAUGCAAUAUGGCAAUGAGGCCAAUACAUUUUGCAGCAUAUAUUCUAGACCCCAGGACUCUAGGAGUCGAACUUACUCAAGAGGAAGAACUUAAGGGUAUGGAGUUUAUCUACAAUUUAAGCCAACACUUAAGUUUGUCAAAUGUAAUGGCAGAUUUGGCGUGUUAUAAAGCUAAAGAAAACUUUUGGGCCAGAGGAUUUGUAUGGAGCUCAUUAGAUAGCAUUGAGCCCCUAAUAUGGUGGAAAGGUAUUUGUGGUUCCACUGAGUUAAGCAAAGUAGCGAUUCGUAUUCUAUCAGCUCCCUGUACUUCGGCAGCCACUGAGCGUUCCUUUAGUAUCCAAGGCUACAUACAUAAUAACAAAAGAAAUCGACUUACAACUGAAAGAACUGAAAAAAUUUCAUUCAUUUGUUAUAACUGGAAUCUUAAACAUAAAGCUGAAUGCGAGGACAUUCAGUUUAAUGAAGAAAAUACCUUAGAAGCUUUCAUUGAGCAAGUAAAUGAACAUAACAGUUUAGACGAAAUAGAGCCUAUCGAACCUAUACAAUUCAUCGCUUGUAAUAACUCUGAAUCUGACAGUGAUUGACUGUAGUUUUACAUUUUACUUUCAUCUCUUUCUUAAUAAACUCAAAAUCAAAUUAAAAGUUUUUUAUUCUGUAGGCUGCAUAAUAAUAUUGUCUAUGUCCAGUAUAGUGGACGUCUUGCGGCUGAGAUGACGAUGAUGAAGUACAAAAUCAUAAACACCCAAAAAUUUGGGUGUUUAUGGGGUUUAAACCCAAUAAACCCAAAACACCCGGUUUUUACCCACCAGACUUUAAACCCACCCAGGUGGAUUGCCCAUCUCU
This is a messenger RNA of Galleria mellonella (greater wax moth), 3656 nucleotides long. RefSeq lists its product as uncharacterized. Lineage: Eukaryota; Metazoa; Arthropoda; Insecta; Lepidoptera; Pyralidae. The record is from RefSeq and is a predicted model, not a curated record. Gene Ontology annotation, molecular function: protein dimerization activity; DNA binding. Bases 1526 to 3397 code for a protein of 623 amino acids. The transcript has 2 exons.